AUGAAUAUUCAACAGUCAACAAAUGUUUCCCCUAUUAAUCUCGAAAAAGAUAUUCUUUCGGAAUACGAGAAACUAGGCUCUCACAUUGACAAGAUUAACGUAACAAUUACUCAAAUGAAUACAAGUGAUAUCGUAAUCCUUGUUGACAAACUUCGUACUUUGGAGAAAAAGAUUGGGCUUGUAUAUACUUUGUUUAAAGCCUCAGUAUAUUCUUUGAUUACUGCCUCCGAUCAAGAGAAUGUGAAUAAUAUCGAAGAAAGUACAAAUAGACCACCAAUAUUUUAG
Molecule: messenger RNA, 285 nt
Organism: Funneliformis mosseae
Lineage: Eukaryota; Fungi; Glomeromycota; Glomeromycetes; Glomerales; Glomeraceae
Source: the annotation of a GenBank genome assembly